This is a messenger RNA of Cryptotermes secundus, 4864 nucleotides long. It is a transcript of the gene G6P, whose product is annotated as glucose-6-phosphatase. The record is from RefSeq and is a predicted model, not a curated record. The transcript has 8 exons. Gene Ontology annotation, cellular component: membrane. Bases 291 to 1370 code for a protein of 359 amino acids. Gene Ontology annotation, molecular function: glucose-6-phosphatase activity. NCBI's taxonomy places the organism in Eukaryota, Metazoa, Arthropoda, Insecta, Blattodea, Kalotermitidae. Gene Ontology annotation, biological process: glucose 6-phosphate metabolic process; gluconeogenesis.
UAUGGCGGUUACAUUGGCGGGGAAUGAGUUUGAGUGAGUUGAUAAAUGCUACGAGAUGUUUGAAUAGCAAAAUAUAGGCGAGAAAGUGAAGUUUUGUCCGACGUUGGGAAUUUCAUUGGAAAUGUCUUCAGACUUAGAAUGAAUAAAUAUUGUAAGGUGUCGGCUGUGUGACGCGACAUGAAUAAAUUCCAUGGAUCUUCGGACCGGAACGAAUUAUUUUAUUUUACGCUCUUCUGCGAAGUCUGAGCACAACCUGCUUCAAUCUCGCUAGAGUCGAAUCCAAAACUGACAUGUGUACGAUGAAUAUAUCAGAGGAAGUCAGAAGAUUGGGAACUUCAGGUAUUAAAGCCAUUCAGACGACCUUUCCUAGAGGUGAUAAUUUUUUCUUUUCAAUUUCUCGCUUUUCUGAUCCCUUGUAUUCAUAUACACUCCUGAUACCAGUGGCUGCUGUGGUGCACAUCAGUUUGGCAAUUGACAUGUUGAUGGUGUCUGUCAUGGCAGAGUGGUCCAAUACACUUCUCAAAUGGUUGUUCAUGGAUCAUCGGCCAUUCUGGUGGGUGCACGAGACAGAUAUAUAUGGCAAGGGGCCUCGGCCACACUUGCGACAGACUCCACUAACAUGCGAAACUGGUCCUGGCUCCCCAUCAGGUCACGUGCAGGGAGCCUCAUCACUCAUGUAUGUCAUAGUGCAGCAUGUUAUUCACACAUUCCUCAUGUCCAGCAAGAGGAUAGAUGACAGCAGGAAACGCCAUCUGGGAAUCACAUUGUGGACCUCAUACACAUUGCUCAUGAUUCUGGUGGGCAUCUCGAGACUGUAUACAGCGACACAUUUCCCGCAUCAAACGCUGCUGGGCCUUGUAGCUGGAAUGUUUACUGCGAGGCUGUUUGCUGAUAAGGGGCAAUACACACUGACAGAAACAUGGCAUUCAGCAUCCUCUUGGAAAAUGUUCCUAUGUGGUGUUGUCAUGACUGCAGUCUCAUUUGGUGCAUACUGGUUACAGAGGUUACUAGGUAUAGACCCACAAUGGUCAGUGCGCCUGGCAUUCAAAUGGUGCGAGCAUCCGGAGUGGAUCCAUGUCAACACCACCCCACUCUUUUCACUGGUACGUGAUUGCGGCAGUAUGUUUGGCCUAGCACUGGCAGCCCCCAUUGCAACCAGAAUACACAGCCAGGUGCAGGACAACAUCAUUGUCAGAAUGGUAUGCACACUGGCUCUCAUGGUGGCAUUCCAGGUGGCUUCUGACUUUGUGCCAACAAGUGAUGUGCGACUGUUCUAUGGCUGCCACUUCAUCCUGCAUGUCGUCAAGCCAUUCUUACUGUUCCUUGGAAUCCCUAAAGUGGCAAGACUUCUCAAGCCCAAGCAACAUUAAAGGUCUGUACAAUGGUGACUGUAAACGGUAGUGUCCUGUAGGUUGUAGACAGCCCAACGUUUUGGAAGAGCAUAUCCUUUACUACACAGUCUUACAAUCCAGAAGACCCUGCUUUUCCUGGUCACCACUAUGAGAGCUUCAACUCCAAAAUCUAGCAUAAUGUCUUCAUAUAUUAUGGCCAGUCACUUUGCCUCUAUGGUGGGAUCAGUGAGGAUGUCCAAUAUUUUGGCUGUACACCCUCUUGGAAGUAGGGGCAACAUUAACAUCAAAGGCCCUUGGUGAUGUUCCUUAAGUCUGAAUUCUGUGGUUCUCGUAUUGCUUUAUUUGUGAGUAGACUGACGCUUGUCAUCAUUCCAUUGCAUAGUGCUUACUAUAGUACUGUCAAUGACAGCUGCAUUCUUGCAUGUUUUCAUUUAGGUUUGAGCUAAGUAUUAAAAGCUGUUUACAAUGGAUACAGCCACUGUUUGGAAAUGGGGAAUGGCUCUUGAGUGGACUGGUCAUGUGACUGUACUGGAGGGAGCAACUAGUGUAACAAAACCUCUUGAAGAACUUUCACAAGGGUAAGAUGGCUGGAUCUUAGGGAAAUGGAUGGAACUGGUUCAGGGCCAUGUGCAAUGAAGGGCUUGGGUAGAAUGUCAGUACAUCAUAUGCGUUGAUAGUAUGUAUGUAUAAUUUGUACUCGUAUGUCUCAUCUAAUUUUAACAUUAAACAGAGCAAAUGGUUCUUAAUUGGAAAUAAAUUUUUAAAAAUAAUUUUUAUUUGUCGUGGUUGGAUUGUAGCCUUUUCUGAAGUUCCAAGUGCUAAAAAGAGUACAUUUAAUAAAUUUGAAAUGAUUGGUUUUCUCCCCCCUUCCUAAACAGACAGCUGUAAUUUCAGACUACAAGUUUGGGUGGAAAUUGGACUGGGAGGUGGAGGAAGGCAGGUAUGGAGAGUAAGAUAUGAUCCACAUAGAUAUGAAGUUGACCACAGCAGAGUUGAACUCAUGUUGAAGUGCCCCAACUUACUGGAAUCCUUUCAAGGACCCCAUUCUGAUGGAGCGAGUUGCUUGUUUUGUACUGCAUGCCACCUUUGAUGCUGUGAAAGUGUGCCCAACUGGCGUGAACGUGAGUACACUGCUUGAAAUUUUGCACACCUUAUUGACUUUAUCGUGUUCAUUUAUUGUUGCAGAGCUAAUAUGACACAGAACAGUCAGAUAUAUAUUUUCAUGUUUUAUUCUAUUACAUUUUGAUCAUGUCAGGAAUUGUUUGCAGUUAAACUGUGAUUAAUGUAAUCUGCAGUUUCCAUGUACCAACCUUUACAUAAAAUGAACUACUUUUUAGGAAAUUGAUACUGAGCUUCAUGUAAAGGGGAUAUACUGGACUUAUAUCACACAUAUUAAUUUUCUUGCAGAAAUUACAUUCAUAUGGUUGAGAGAUCACUUAUUUGUGUGGAAACAGAAAAGAAGUAAAAAACUUGUCUUAUUUGGGAGAGAGAGAGAAGGAAGCAUGGAACAGCAUGACAUAAAUUACUGCCAGUGUAAUUUAAUUGAUUAAUUGGCAAAGGGAACAUGUCUAUGUUUCAGCUUUUGCACUUUCCCUUUUUUGAGUAUGUGAUUUGAGUUGUUCCCUGUAGAUGCUGUGAUGUAUGGUAAUGGGAAGAGUUUUAAUUCUUAAAUAGCUUAGUCACUGUUGUAACUAGGUUGACUGUUGGGUUCCAUGUGGGAAAAAGGAAUUUUCUCUCUCUGCCACAUCCAGACCUGGUCUGGGACCCACCCAGCCUUCUAUUCAGACUAACUAUACUCAAGGCGAAAGUGGAAAGAGUUUGAAACUGACCAUUCACCAUCAUCUAGUUCCAGUGUUGAGAAUGAAUGGAGCUGUGCCUCCAGUCUCCUAUAUAUAUUCAUGAUUAUAUGCUUAAUGAAGCAUAUGAACAACUUCACCUUUAUCUUAAUGAUUUUAUUUAGAACAAUGAGUCAAUUUUAUGUGUCUAUUACAUAGCAUCAGAGGUUAUAUUUAUGUGUCUCAGAUACAAGAUUAUAAUUCCUGUUAUCAUCAACUGAACUGUGUGUUGUGCAGACUGCAAAAAUAGAAGCUUAUUUGAGAACUGUAUCUGUGUGCAUGUUCCAGCUACCAAUUACACAUUAGAUUUUGCUGAAACUGGUGUCUGCACUGAAAGUUGUUGGACAUAUAAUUUUGGUAGGUCUGUGUACUGGUCAGUUAUUGGGUUUCUCACAGUGAUGGGUUGUCUUUCAGUGGACCUACAAGUUGUUAAUCUCAGAGGAUGGAACUCUUCAAUUAGGAUGUAAUUUUACAUAAAGCUGAGGCCAUUCUCCGUUGUUUUCUCUAGGAUGGCCUGUCAUAUAUCAGAACAAUGAUGCAUGAGAUAUGAUGUAUAUAUCUUGAAGAUAUGUGAAAGAAUUUCUGAUAAGGUGAAGAGAACAGUAUGGAAAAUAUAUUUCUGCUCUGUGCAGUUUAAUACCUAUACUGCAAUUAGUUCUGCAACAGUAGAUUUGUAUUUGUAUUGAGGUAUGCAAAAUUGCAAAGGAGCAGCAUCUGCUGAAUAUUUGCAAUGGUCUUGAAAAUGUAAACUUGGUUUGGCACUGCAGUGACAGAAUUAUAACUGUGAUGUGACGUGUUACAGUUUCUGCGAGAAAUGAGCAUUGCCACUUCACAGGAAGGUGGUAUCCUGGUGGUGUAUAUAUGUAAUAAACACACUCUUGGGCUGUUCAUUCACCAGAUAAUCCAGCAAAGAAGAGAACAGUAAGUGACAUGAAUAUAUGAGAGAAUUAUUAGCCAUGUUCAACAAGGAUGUUCAGUAGAGAAACAGUUCCGAUUAUCACAAUUUCUGAAAUGCCUGACAGCAGGAAUUAUCUGCCAGUGAGUACCAGAACUACAAGUACACAUAUAGGGAGUAGUGCAAGUAUGAGAGUGAGCACUCACGGGUCGAGAAGCAAGCCCUGCAAUCACACCAACACCAGCAACAUAAGAGGAAAUCUCAGCAGUACCUCAGAUUUAAAGUAGCACUUUAUACCAGGUAGUCCAAGUAUGGACCAGUUGUGAGAGUGUCGUCCAGAGUAGACAAAAAGGGCCAGAAGGUCUCAAAAAAGAGCAACUGCAAAAGAGGUGUGUCAUUGACAGUUGGCAGCAACAGUUGUGAUGGAGGUUUUUGUUGCUGGGAAAAAUGAGAGCGGAUACUGCAGAAAGUGCAGAGGUUACUAUUAUGACACAAAUCAUAAAUAUUUUUUGAAUGGCUGGUUGAGAUGUCACAUGUAACAUGCUUGGUAUCACGAAUGCCGCUGAAAUGGAAAGACAAAUAACAGGCUUAUGUGUAAAUUAUGCUUGACAAAAUGACUGUGUGUCGACAAAUAUUACAACAGUGUAACUGGAAUAUAAUGCAGCUAUGUUUAUGAUGAAACUGGCUUCAUGUUUAUUCCAUUUUCUGUAAAAAGUUUCAUUGUGUACAACAAAUUACUAAUGUGAUAAAUUGAAAUAUGAAAAUAAAUUUUUGUGGUUCUU